This is a messenger RNA of Pomacea canaliculata, 1340 nucleotides long. Its product is annotated as melanopsin-like. Lineage: Eukaryota; Metazoa; Mollusca; Gastropoda; Architaenioglossa; Ampullariidae. Gene Ontology annotation, biological process: visual perception; G protein-coupled receptor signaling pathway. Gene Ontology annotation, molecular function: G protein-coupled receptor activity. Gene Ontology annotation, cellular component: membrane. The record is from RefSeq and is a predicted model, not a curated record.
CUCUUUCAACAAUGUCUCGAAGUCCGGACCAGAAAGUGUCGCCGGCCAGCAAACGUCCACUGCAGUGUUCUACUCCGUCGCUCUCUUCAUGACGGUCGGCUGUCUGGUGGGUACCAUCCUCAACGGACUGGCUGUCGUGGUGUUCGCCAGGACCAAGCAGCUCCGGACACCCACCAACGUCUUCGUCAUCGCCCUCUGCCUCUGCGACCUCCUCAUGUGUCUCAUCGGUAUGCCCAUCCCUGCAGUUUACGCCUGGCGUCAGCAGCAGAUCGAGAGCGCCGCGGUCUGCUCUUUCGACGCCUUCUCCGUGUACUUCGUGGGGCUCACGUCCAUCUACGUGUUGGCAGCCUCCGUUGACCGCUACGUCGUCAUCGUGCACCCCAUGUCGACGAACCUGGUGACACACCGCACCGCCUGCCUGGCCAUCGGCGCCUGCUGCGUCCUCGCCCUGGCCUUUGCCUUCAUGCCGCUGAUGGGCUGGAACGGCUACGUGCUCGAGGGCAUUGGUGUGGCGUGCAGCAUCAUCUGGGACUCCGACGAGAGGCACGCCAUCAGCUUCGUCUUCACCCUCUUCGUCUGCUGCCUUCUGAUACCACUGCUUGUCAUGACCUUCUGCUACAUUAGUCUGUAUAGAGCAAUCCGUGUUGUUGCCCGUACAUCGCCAUGGGGGCCCGAGAGCCACAUAGCUCAGAACAACCUGCGACUCGAACGCAAGAUGCUCAAAACGGUCGUCAUUAUGAUCGGUGCAUUUCUGUUAUCCUGGGCGCCGUACGCUGUGGUGUCGUUUCUUGGCACGCUGUAUGGUCAUCGCGUGCUGUCCCCGGUGGCCGAGACGUUUCCAGCGAUGGCGGCCAAGUGUUCGGCGCUGUGGGACCCUUUGAUCUACCUGGCUACCAACCAGCAGUUCCGCAGGGCCUGCCUCGUUUUAUGCCCCUCCUGCGUCACUUGCUUCAGGUGUCUGGACAGCAGUGACAGAGCUCCCUCCGUUACAGCUCUCGACGUUGAGUGCAGACCCCCCAACGCAGCAGGCAACAGAAGGGUGGAGGCUGCGCAGCACCUGCAGUUGCCUCAAAGGGCCGGUGACGUGGGAGAUUCCUCCGGCAUGACACUGGAGACCAGAAUGAGCAGCGAGCGCUCGGCGAUACAGUCCAUCGACUGCUACAGUGUCGCCAACAUUAAUGCAGCCUCGGGCGAGUUGCCUGCUACUGAGACUAAAAGAAACUGAGACGCGAGCUGACAACCAGAGCUGUAGGCCGCCUUUUUCACAGAAUGUUGGCACGUUACUCUUGCUUAAUGUGAUGUAAAUGCAAAGUUUGUAGCUCGAAACUCGCUUUGCCUCA